Messenger RNA from Trichosporon asahii var. asahii CBS 2479, 1026 nucleotides. RefSeq lists its product as uncharacterized. Gene Ontology annotation, cellular component: SNARE complex; endoplasmic reticulum. The transcript has 3 exons. The record is from RefSeq and is a predicted model, not a curated record. The coding region runs from base 1 to 1026 and encodes 341 amino acids. Gene Ontology annotation, biological process: retrograde vesicle-mediated transport, Golgi to endoplasmic reticulum. NCBI's taxonomy places the organism in Eukaryota, Fungi, Basidiomycota, Tremellomycetes, Trichosporonales, Trichosporonaceae.
AUGGCGUUCAUCGACCAGACACAGGACUUUCGGAGUCUGAUAGCGGAGGGGUCGAAGAGUGGCCCGUCAAAGACGAGGCCGAAACCGCCCCGCAGGCAGUCGGAGGAGGAGAAGAAGGACUCGUUUCUGAAGGAGGCGUACCAAAUCAUCCGCAAGCCCUACCUCUCGACGGCGGAGGCGCCGCCCCUCCACCGUCGUCGGCCGGGCGCCGCCGCCGGAGACGACGACACGCUGAAGCGCUGGGAGAACACCAAGUACCUCUCUGAUCGGGAGCGGGACGAGAUCGACGUGCGCGCCAAGAUGAUCCUGCGGCGGUGUCGGGAGCGAGUCGGCCAGCUGGAGCAGGGCGAGAAGGCGCGGCAAGAACGCGUCAUCCCGCAAAACAAGCUGUACAAAUUCCUCCCCUCGCUAGCGCCCACAGAGGACGACAGCGGCACGGUGCUCCUGACCGCUCACCGCGCGAGCGUGUUGUGGACGCUAAACUCCCUCCUGGCGCGGCUGACAACGACCACGUCCGAUCUGCAAGAGGAGCGCGCGAAGCGGCGCGCCGAGCGCCAAAAGACCCUAGGCGGGAGCGCGGAGCGCGAAGCGCUGUUGAUGGAGAAAGGCCAACCAUUGGGUAUGGGGCAGCAUUUCCCCAACAUAGCCUCGAUGGGCACAGGCAUAAUACCCGAGAACGAGCCGAGGAUCGAGGAGCAGCUGUCCCAAGCCCAGCUGCAGGAGUUUGAGAGCGAAAACUCGGCACUGCUCGAGCACAUGCAGAGCCAGCUCGACUCUGUGCUUUCUGCUGAGAAGAGCCUGGUCGAGAUUUCGCAGAUGCAGGCUGAGCUUGUACGGCAUCUCACGCAGCAGACGGAGAUGGUCGAUCUGCUCUAUGACCAGGCGGUGGCUAGUGUGGGGCAGAUGGGGGAUGCGAACCGGGAACUGCGCAAGGCGAGGGAGAACAGCGGCCAGAGCCGGCUCAUGCUCCUUGUGUUCUUGCUCGGGAUGAGUUUUGCGCUCCUCUUCCUGAACUGGUACUCAUAA